Molecule: messenger RNA, 1371 nt
Organism: Anastrepha obliqua
Lineage: Eukaryota; Metazoa; Arthropoda; Insecta; Diptera; Tephritidae
Product: clavesin-1
Exons: 4
Coding region: 230-1111 (293 amino acids)
Cellular component (GO): membrane
Molecular function (GO): phosphatidylinositol bisphosphate binding
Source: RefSeq, a predicted model, not a curated record
AGCAACGCCAAAUUCAGUUGAACUAAAUGUUUUGUCGGAUAUGGAAGUAAAUUUUCAUACUUCUACAAAAUUAAACGUUAAAAUUCAAAAUCGAAUUUGAACUGCAUACAUACAUAUAUACAAGCGUAGUGAAAAAGAAAAGUUAGAAAUAGAGCGCAUAAGAAAUUCUGAGACAAAACAAGUAUCAUAUUUACAAUAACAGUAAUCAACUAUCCACCAAAAGUACAACAUGUCCAACGUUAACAGCGAAGAAGCGUUCAAUAUACGCGUGGAUUACUUGAGUCCCGAAACAGUGGAGAUCGCGAAAAACGAGCUGCGCGAAACGCCCGAGGUUAAGGAGGCUGCAAUUAAGGAAUUGCGCGAACUUUUACAUGCUGCCGAAGAUAUUAACUACAAGGACGAUGAUGAAUUCCUGGUGAUAUUUUUGCGCGCUUGCCACUUCUAUCCACAAAGUGCGCUCGAAAAGAUGCGCACCACAGCCGCAUUUCGCAAAGAUAACGCCGCUCUCGUCCAUGGUCUGCUUAUCGACCAGCUAAAGGAUAAAUUCAUUGAGUUCGGUCUUGUGAAUGUCUUAAAGAAUUGCGAUCAGCUAGGCCGCCGUGUAUUGAUCGUGAAUUGUGGCGAAAUGUGGGAUACCAGUAAGGUACCAUCCGAUGACGUCUUCCGCAUGUUGUAUAUGGUUCACAUUGCCGCACAACUGGAACCUGAAACACAAGUGCGCGGUGUUGUUUGCAUAAUGGACUUUGAUGGUCUGUCAAUGAAGCAGGUGAAAGCGUUGUCGCCAAGUUUCUCGAAACGUCUGCUCACCUUCAUCCAGGAUGCGAUGCCUUUACGCAUGAAGGAAGUGCAUUUUGUCAAGCAACCAUUCAUCUUUAAAAUGGUGUGGGCGCUCUUCAAGCCUUUCGUACGCGAGAAGCUCAAUAAGAGGUUGCACUUCCACGGCGGCGAUAUGAAGUCUCUGCAGAAAUUCCUCUCACCCGAAAUCCUGCCCGAAAACUACAAAGGCACGCAGCCGAAAAUCGACUACGGCGGCGCCGAAUGGUUCAGAGCGGUCGAGAAGCAUGCCGAUUUUGUCAAAGAAUGGUCCGAGCUGGGUCCAGCGAAGUGGUAAUCGAAUACCAAUCGCACCAAUUGCUGCAACCAAAGGCUGUACAUUCCUUCUCUCUAGCUGAAAUUCAAUUAGCACUUGAAGAACAAAAACAACAUACAAUAUGUAAAUGCAUAUUUACAAGAAGACACAAGUUAUAUAAGACACUCUUUUUCAUACACUGUCACGUCUUUCACUUAGUUUGUAAGCAUUAUUCGAUUUUUUAUUAAAAUACAAUUUAGUGCUAAUAAAAAAGGGAAAACAAUCGUAUUCCAUUUGUCUAA